AUGUCUCAGGAGAAUGACACAUGGAAGAAAGAGGCCCUGGGGGAUGAGCUUGCCGCCAUGAGGCUGCAGAAGCUGGAACAGCAGCGGCGGCUGUUUGAGAUGAAGCAGCGACGGAAGCGCCAAGAGCCCCUCAUGGUUCAGGCCAAUCCUGACGCUUCCCUGCGGCCCCGGCGACCGCGGCAGCGGAAGGAGCGAUUCUCGGGUGACAGCGGCCCCGGGAACCCUUUCCUUCAGGAGAACGUGCCAGAGACACAUCUGCGCCCUGGUGCCCGCAGUGGCCUGAGCACGGUGAGCUGCGGUGGAGAUGGCAGUGGCGAGCGUGGACCCCUGGUAUCGCCGACAGAAGCAGACAGUUCCGAUCUCGAGUUGGAGGAAGUCUCCGUGGAGGAUGUUCCUGCCUCACCACCUCCUUAUAAAGAGCCUCCGGGGACUCGGCGCAGGGGUUGGCCAGCCCGCCAACGACCUGGGGGCAGUGCUGAGGACGAGAGCGAAUCCCAGGAUAUUGGAGAUGAAUACGAGGGCGAAGACCUGGAAGAGAAGAAAGAGGAAUCGGAGUCUACAGUGAGGAACUCCCCAUGCGCGGCCGACGAAGAGGUGUCCGAGGCCCCGGGAGGCGCGGGCAACAGCGAUGUGGGGAGCUCGUUCCGCUCGCCUCCCUGCGCCCCAGGCCCUCGGCUGGGCGAGGACAUGGAAGCGUAUGUGCUGCGGCCAGCGCUGCGCGGUCGCACGGUGCAGUGUCGCAUCAGCCGCGACAAGCGCGGGGUAGACAAGAGCAUGUUCCCUUUCUACUAUCUCUACCUGGAGGCGGCCGACGGCCGAAAGCACUUCCUUCUGGCUGGGCGCAAGAGAAAAAGGAGCAAAACCUCUAAUUACCUCCUCUCCCUGGACCCCACAGACCUAUCUCGGGAUGGGGAAAAUUUUGUGGGCAAAGUCAGAUCUAAUGUAUUGGGCACCAAAUUCACCAUCUUCGACAAUGGGGUGAAUCCAGAAAGGAAGAAUUUUGUCCCAGAGACUGCUCGGAUCAGGGAGGAGCUGGGGGCUGUGUGUUAUGAGACCAACGUCUUGGGAUUCCGAGGGCCCCGGAAAAUGACUGUGAUCAUUCCAGGAAUCGACGCCCAGAACCAGAGAAUCAGUGUCCAGCCACAAAAUGAACAGGAGUCGCUAUUGAGUCGCCUCCAACGGGGGGCCAGCCAGGGGCUGGUCCUGCUGCAAAAUAAAGCCCCAUCGUGGAGCGACGAGAGCGGCGCCUACGUGCUCAAUUUUCAUGGUCGCGUCACUAGGACCUCGGUCAAGAACUUCCAGAUCGUGCAUCCGGAUGACCGUGAGUUCCUAGGAACUGGUUUACCUGGGCAAGGGAGCAGGACAAGAACUACUUCUCCCAUUAGCACUUGAGCGUU
Molecule: messenger RNA, 1397 nt
Organism: Physeter macrocephalus (sperm whale)
Lineage: Eukaryota; Metazoa; Chordata; Mammalia; Artiodactyla; Physeteridae
Gene: TULP2
Product: TUB like protein 2
Exons: 11
Coding region: 1-1392 (463 amino acids)
Biological process (GO): protein localization to cilium
Cellular component (GO): cilium
Source: RefSeq, a predicted model, not a curated record